AUGAUAUUCUCUGUUCCUGUUUUCAUUUCACUUUAUCUUUCGCUUACCCAAGCUCAUGUCCUUCCUGAGCAAGUAAUCUUGAAGUGCGAGACUUCGGACUCACAGCUUUACUCCCAAGAAAGCAGGGACCCUAUGAGUAUCUCACGUACCGGUAAUGAUGUUUCCCAAGUUUCCUUCUUAGAUCGUUACUUUGGUCAAUCAUUCCUUGAUAUGGGAUCUAUGACAGUUGCAACCAAAGCUACAAACAAGAAGGCACCACUUCCAUUAUCAAAUAGCCUUCAUUCACUCAUGAUGAAUGAUGAUUAUGAAUAUCCAGAUAAGGAUGAUCUCCGUGAUAUCAACGGUACUUCAACCCUUUAUCGUGGAGGUGAGUUUGGUGGUAUCAACACAUUCGCUCACGUUCCUUACGCAAAUUGCUAUGACCCUGAGUUAUUUGACAAGGAAACUUUCGAUAUUGCCAUAGUUGGUGCUCCAUUCGACUCUGGUGUGUCCUAUAGACCAGGUGCAAGGUUUGGGCCAUCUGGUAUUAGAAUGGGAUCUCGUAGGUUGGCACCUGCUUAUUCUGUUUACAGAAAGGGAUUUGAUCCCUAUUCUAACUGGGCAAAGAUUGUUGACUGUGGAGACCCGCCAGUUACACCUUUGGAUAAUAGAAUUGCUCUUGAUCAAAUCUAUCGUGCCAAUCGUGCCAUUGGACAGCAUAGGACAACUAAGUCCAAUAAAAGUAAGGCUCCAAAAAUUUUUACUUUAGGUGGAGACCACACCAUUACAUUGCCAGCAAUCAAGGCAGCCUUUGAAAAUUUUGGUCCAAUCACUGUUAUUCAUUUUGAUUCUCAUUUAGAUACUUGGAAUCCGUACUAUUUUGGAGGAAAUGUCACUGACUACCAAUCAGUAAACCAUGGAACUUACUUGCACUGGGCCCAUGAAAAGGGUUUGUUAACCAAUAGUUCUAUUCAUGCUGCAAUUAGAGGACCAUAUCCAGGGCCAAGAGAUGUAAAGCACGACAUUGAUUGUGGAUUUGACAGAAUAUUGGCCAGGGAUAUCGACACCAUUGGAACCAAGGGGGUAAUCGAAAGGAUUAGAAAGAGAGUAGGAGAAAACUCAGCAGUCUAUAUCACUGUCGAUGUUGACUCCAUGGAUCCAGCAAACACACCAGCUUCAGGUACUGUCGAGCCAGGUGGAUGGACUUCCAGGGAACUUUUGACCAUUUUAGACGGAUUGGAAGGAUUGAACAUUGUUGGUGGAGAUGUGGUCGAGGUAUCACCUCCAUUUGAUACAGUGGCUGAAUUAACUUCAAUUACUGCCGCUCAAGUUGCAGACUCUAUCAUUUCAUUAAUGAUCUUGAAAGAUGAGGAUGCUCAUAAGGAACCAGAAGAUGAAGAUGACAACUAA
Messenger RNA from Dujonia railenensis, 1389 nucleotides. Lineage: Eukaryota; Fungi; Ascomycota; Pichiomycetes; Serinales; Debaryomycetaceae. The record is from the annotation of a GenBank genome assembly.